AUGACAGUUUCAGAAAAUACUACUGAAAUCAAUGUUGAACAAAGUGGAAUGAGUCCACCGAGUAGUGAGCUGAGCAAGUUAUCCUCAAAUUAUGUUCAGCAACAAGACAUAGAAACAGGCUCUUCUCGUUUUGAGUGCACAAACGUGGAACAAGAAAGUGCUUCUAAAAUUAAUACAUCAACUGACAUUCCCACCUCUGCAUCACAGAGUGACAAGAGUUCAAAUGAUCUGAUAUGUCAUUUAUGCGGACAAAUAUUCAAGAAGGCAAUGGCUUUGUAUCGUCACAAAUUGGAACACGAUGACACGGGGACGUUUCCAUGUAGAUUUUGUAACUUUGUUACCAAUUCAAAAGACAGUAUAACCAGACACGCCAAAAAACACCUGGCACAGCUUCCACAUAUCUGUAAUAGCUGUGGCAAAGGUUUUACCGAAAAGUGUCAUUUAACUUUUCAUAUGAACUCUCAUUCCAAUGACAGGCACUACCUGUGUGACGAUUGUGGUAAAUCCUUUCGUGCUCGGCAGUCCCUGGCUGCUCACAAGCGGUCACAUUUGGGAGCCAGGCCCUUUAAAUGCAAGUACUGUGAUCUGGCUUUCAUAACAGGAAGUGGGAAGAAAGAACAUGAGAAAAUCCACCUGAAUAAAAAGACCUAUAUGUGUGAUUCAUGUGGGAUGUCCUUCAGUCAGAGGUGUGGUUUAUACACCCAUAAACUCACCCACCAUAAUGACAAACAAGCAAAGAUCUGCCCAGAGUGUGGAAAGGCAUUCAAACCUGAACACUACCUUAGAUCCCUCUUUGUCUCUAGGCAUCUCAAUCUGGAGGAUGUGAACAGUUCACAUCCUCCAGUUUGA
Molecule: messenger RNA, 849 nt
Organism: Saccostrea echinata
Lineage: Eukaryota; Metazoa; Mollusca; Bivalvia; Ostreida; Ostreidae
Product: zinc finger protein 616-like
Exons: 1
Coding region: 1-849 (282 amino acids)
Biological process (GO): regulation of transcription by RNA polymerase II
Molecular function (GO): RNA polymerase II cis-regulatory region sequence-specific DNA binding; DNA-binding transcription factor activity, RNA polymerase II-specific
Source: RefSeq, a predicted model, not a curated record